Molecule: messenger RNA, 2304 nt
Organism: Saccharomyces kudriavzevii IFO 1802
Lineage: Eukaryota; Fungi; Ascomycota; Saccharomycetes; Saccharomycetales; Saccharomycetaceae
Gene: MSS4
Product: 1-phosphatidylinositol-4-phosphate 5-kinase
Exons: 1
Coding region: 1-2304 (767 amino acids)
Biological process (GO): phosphatidylinositol metabolic process
Molecular function (GO): phosphatidylinositol kinase activity
Source: RefSeq, a predicted model, not a curated record
AUGUCAGUCUUGCGAUCACAGCCUACUCCUGUUGUGCCGCUACAUCUGAUAACUUCUGCCAGUCGCAAAACAGAACAGAAGCCAUCGUUAUCGCACUCUGCAGAGAUUGAGCGACAUCAAGACCUUUCGGUGCCGAAUUCGAACUCGAACCAUCGAGUAACUAAAGAUCAUAACAACCAUACUAGCUACCAUUCUUCGUCGAAUUCAGAGUCAAACAUGGAAAGUCCUCGUUUGUCUGAUGGUGAAUCCUCAACUCCGACCUCUAUUGAAGAGUUGAAUCCGACGAUAAACAAUUCGAGGCUGGUGAAAAGAAACUACUCAAUAUCAAUUGAUCCUUUACGUAAUAACAGUAACAACAAUACGGAUGAUGACCGUCCAAACACGUUGACUUCACCAAAACCAAAUCAUAGUAUUAGUAAUUAUAAUAACGGCAAGGAAAUCCAGAAGUAUAGUUUCCCCGAAGAUAAGGAGUCGAACGGUUGCUUAGACAAUUCCAGUCUUGUUCAAACCGAUUCGUACAUCCAAGACUUGAAUGAUGAUCACAUUCUUCUAAACAAGCGUGUUUCAAGGCGGUCUUCCAGGAUAUCUGCGGUGACAGCGACGUCCACGACAAUUAAGCAAAGAAGAAACACUCAGGAUUCGAACUUGCCCAAUAUUCCCUUCCACGCUUCUAAGCACUCCCAGAUACUACCUAUGGAUGAUACAGAUGUAAUGAAAUUGGCCAACGCAAAUACCAGCAUGAAGCCGAACUCCGCCACUAGAAUCAACCAUUCAAUGACUUCGCUGCCCCUUCACCCCCUUCCACAGCCCUCCCAAAAGUCCAAGCAAUAUCAUAUGAUAUCUAAGUCGACCACUUCUUUGCCCCCUGAAAACGAUCAUUACUACCAACACACUCAUAGCAAUAAUCAUAAUCACACCGUAACUGCUAACGCCACCACCACCACUACUACUACUACUACAAACACGGGUUUGAAAAGAUCAGAAUCCGCUACGGCAGAGAUUAAAAAAAUGAGACAGUCCCUAUUGCACAAAAGAGAAAUGAAAAGGAAAAGGAAGACUUUUCUAGUGGAUGACGACCGUGUUUUGAUCGGUAAUAAAGUCAGUGAAGGUCACGUCAACUUCAUAAUAGCGUAUAAUAUGCUUACUGGUAUCCGCGUUGCCGUGUCACGUUGUUCUGGCAUAAUGAAACCUCUGACCCCGGCGGAUUUUAGAUUCACAAAAAAAUUGGCUUUCGACUACCAUGGCAAUGAGUUGACUCCCUCUUCCCAAUAUGCCUUCAAAUUCAAAGAUUAUUGUCCGGAAGUUUUCAGAGAGUUACGUGCAUUAUUUGGCCUAGAUCCUGCCGAUUAUUUAGUUUCGUUAACCUCAAAAUACAUUUUGAGCGAAUUGAACUCGCCCGGGAAGAGUGGUUCCUUUUUCUACUAUUCAAGAGAUUACAAAUACAUUAUCAAGACAAUUCAUCAUUCUGAGCAUAUUCAUUUGAGAAAGCAUAUUCAAGAAUACUAUAAUCAUGUAAAGGAUAACCCAAACACUCUAAUUUGCCAAUUUUAUGGGUUGCAUAGAGUGAAAAUGCCCAUAUCAUUUCAAAAUAAAAUCAAACAUCGGAAAAUCUACUUCUUAGUCAUGAAUAAUCUAUUCCCUCCACAUUUAGACAUUCAUAUCACUUAUGAUUUGAAGGGAUCCACAUGGGGUCGUUUUACCAAAUUGGAUAAAGAAAGAUUGGCAAAAGACAGGUCCUAUAGACCUGUGAUGAAAGACUUGAACUGGCUCCAGGAAGGUCAAAAAAUUAAAUUCGGCCCAUUGAAAAAAAAAACCUUCUUGACCCAACUGAAAAAAGAUGUAGAACUGUUGGCCAAGUUGAAUACAAUGGAUUAUUCUCUGUUAAUUGGAGUCCACGACAUCACUAAAGCCAAAGAAGAUGAUUUACAACUGGCUGAUACAGCAUCCAUUGAGGAGCAACCACAGGCACAAGCGCCCAUGAGAUCUGGAGCGGGUACGGUGGUACGACAUUUUUUCAGAGAGUUUGAAGGUGGAAUUCGCGCCUCUGAUCAAUUCAACAAUGACGUGAAUUUGAUCUACUACGUGGGAAUAAUCGAUUUUUUAACAAAUUAUUCCGUCCUGAAGAAAUUAGAAACCUUUUGGAGGAGCUUGCGCCAUGAUACCAAAUUGGUUAGUGCCAUACCUCCAAGAGACUACGCUGAUAGAUUUUAUGAAUUCAUAGAAGAUUCUGUAGAUUCUCUACCCCAAAAGAAAAACCAAUCAUCGUAUAAAGACGAUCCUGAUCACAAAAGUUAUAAAGACUGA